CUUCCCUGCCGACCAGCGGAUCGCGGUAGCCGGUGCGAGGCAGACGCCCGGUGCGUCCCCGGAGCGGGGAGGCCUGGCCGGGCAGCCCUGGGGCCGGUCGGGGCGGCGUCACUGCACCCUCCGCCAGGCCCCGCGGGAUGCACCGUGGGCGCCGAGGGCGGAGGCGACAUUCUCAGGGAAUCAUCAUGAGUUGGCUUUUGGAGAUUUUGAAUCUGAUGUGCCUUUGAGAUUUCUGAAUAAGUAGUUUGAUAUGCAGGUAAAUUGGCAAAAUGAGGAGCAGCAAAUCAAAAGAGGUGCCUUUACUAAAUCCAAGGAACUCUCAAAGCAAGGAUACUGUUCAAGCAGAUAGAACCACAUCGUGGGACGCACUUUCUCAGACCAAGGCUGCUCUGAGGCACAUUGAAAACAAAUUAGAAGUAGCUCCUACAAGUACGGCUGUGUUUGAUUCUGUCAUGGAUGCCAAGAAGUCUACAAGUGCUACCCGAAAAAUAAGUAGAAAAGAUGGUAGAUACUUGGAUGAUUCUUGGAGUAAUGCUCCAGCCUCCAAAUCUAAAUCAAGAAAAGAGAAAUCUCGUAGUCCUCUUAGAGCUACCACCCUGGAGAGUAAUGUAAAGAAAAACAAUCGUGUGGAAUUUCGUGAACCUUUGGCUUCUUACAGGGAAAUCCAUGGUACACCUUCCAACUUAAGUCCCAGCCAUGUAGAGUCAAAGCAUGUAUAUUGUAUAGAUGAUGUUAAUGAAGAUACGGUUGAGAGUGGUAACCAGAUGUUAUGCAAUCGAGAACAACAGAAUAUACGUUGUGAUUUUGAGAGCUCUAAAUCAUCUGUCAUGAGUGACACGAUUGUUAGGUUUUUAAAUGAUCGACCAGCAAUUGAUGCAUUGCACAAUUCUGAAUGUUUAAUUAAAAUGGGAGCUAUGAGAACUGAAGAAGAAAUACCUAAUAGAGCAAAAAGAAAUGAAAACAAUUCAAAGCCUUCGGUGAGUCAGAUGGACCUUGAUGUUGAUCCAAAAGUGUUAUGGUUAACAGACUCAUCUCCGUCAUCUACAAGUACUUGUAAUUCCCAAAGAUUAGACAUUUUAAAGCGAAGACAACAUGAUGUCAAGUUGGAAAAACUCAAGGAGCGAAUUAGGAAACAGUGGGAACACUCAGAAGAAAUAAAUGGCCGGGGCCAGAAUCUGGAUCAUGUUAACCAUCCAGUAAUGGUUGUUAAUGUUGAUAGUUCAGUGACAGCAAAAGUCAGGAAAGUGGCAACAGCACCACCUGCUCCAACAUAUAAAGGUUUCAACCCUUCAGAGACUAAGAUUCGCACACCUGAUGGGAAAGUGUGGCAAGAGGCAGAAUUUCAGCACCUGAGUAGAGAACUGUACCGAGACUUAGCACUUCACCUUGCAGAUGAUACCUCUUUAAGAGAGAAACCUGCUGAAAAAAUUAAAGAGAAGAAAGUGGUCAAGCCAGUACGAAAAGUCCAAAAGGUAACACAGUUAUCAAGUCCAGAAUGCAAAACAGGGAAUAGUCAUCUGAUAAGCACCUCUUCUUGGCGAGAUGGACAAAAACUAGUAAAGAAGAUUCUGGGACCUGCACCGAGAAUGGAGCAAAAAGAACGAAGAACAGCAUCAAGUGACAGAAGUGGAAGAGAAAAAGCUAAUAAAUCUGGGGCUCAUAUUGGAAGAGCAGAAUCCGAUCCUAGGUUGGAUGUUUCACAUAGACAUCUUCCUCGCAGCUCAGAACGUUCAAGAAGUAGAACUCGCUCUGAAAAUAAUAUAAAGAAAUCUGCGCCGUCUCUUCUAGACAAUAAGCAAGAGGAUAAUGUUGCCUUAAACAAGGACUUUUUACCUGUUGAAAUUCGUGGAAUUCUUGAUGACCUGCAGCUGGAUUCCACAGCUCAGACUGUGAGGCAAGAGACUGGAGAGAUACAGAAUCCAAAGUUAUCCGCAUCUGUACCAGCUUCUCGGAGUCAUAGCCUAGUGAAAAGAAAACCUGACAAAAUAACAGCUAAUGAAGAUCCCCCUGUCAUUUCCAAAAAGCGCCACUAUGACACAGAUGAAGUACGACAAUACAUUGUUAGACAACAGGAGGAAAGGAAAAGGAAACAAAAUGAAGAGAAGAAGGCUCAAAAGGAGGCUACUGAACAGAAAAACAAACGAUUACAAGAGCUCUACCGGAAACAGAAAGAAGCCUUUACUAAAGCAAAAAAUGUGCCUCCAUCUGAUCCAUCAACAGCUAGGCGACUUCAGGAAACGUACUCCAAACUGCUAAUAGAAAAGACUUUGCUGGAAGAGCCAGCCCAUCAACAUGUUACACAGGAAGCACAGGCAAGACCAGGGUAUCAGCCAUCUGGGGAAUCUGAUAAAGAAAACAAAGUACAGGAGCGUCCCCCAAGUGCAUCUUCCAGUAGUGACAUGUCUCUGUCAGAACCACCACAGCCUCUUGCAAGAAGAGACUUGGUGGACCCUACAUGGAUGCAGCCUGACAGAUUGAGCCCACAAAUUCACAGUUCCCAACCACAGCCUCUUGUUGGAACAGCUGGAAAUUUACUCUCCCAUCUCUUGAAUUUAGAACAUGUAGGAAUUUUGCACAAGGAUUUUGAAUCUAUUUUACCAGCCAAGAAGAGUCAUAAUAUGGCUUCAGGACCAUUAAGUUUUACACCUCAACCGUUUCUGACCUCACCAGCUGUAAAUCCAGAUGCCUUGUUAAAACCUAGUGCCAGUCAAUAUAAGAGUAAACUGGAUCGUAUUGAAGCCUUGAAGGCAACAGCUGCUUCUUUGUCUAGCAGGAUUGAAAGUGAAGCCAAAAAAUUAGCUGGAGCCAACAUUAACUAUGGAUCAGUUUGGAACGCUGAGUUUGAUGUACAGCAAGCACCUCAAGAAGAUGGACCUUGGACCAAAGCUUUAAGUCCACCUGUGAAAGAAGAUACAGAAGAUGUUUUCUCGGCCCGAAUUCAAAAGAUGUUAGGAACCUGUGUAUCUCAUGCAACUUUUGAUGAUGAUCUUCCUGGUGUAGGCAACCUUAGUGAAUUUAAAAAGCUUCCUGAGAUGAUAAGACCUCAGAGUGCCAUAUCAAGCUUCAGAAUGAGAUCCCCUGGUCCCAAACCAGGAGGGCUGCUGGCACAGUUGUGUAAGAGACAGACUGACUCUUCUGGCUCUGAUGUACAAGCUGGUUCUCAAGAAAAAGCCAAAAGAUCUAUUGGCUCCAGCACAGACUCAGUUAGUGAAGGGCCUCUUCUUAGUGAAGGGAGUCUCUCUGAAGAAGAAGGUGGCCAGGAUAGACAGCCUCUUUUGAAGGUAGCAGAAAUCUUAAAAGAGAAAGAAUUUUGUGCUGGAGAAAAAAAUCCUUAUGAGCCCAUCAAAGAGUUUCAGAAGGAAGCUGAGAAAUUUUUGCCACUUUUUGGGCAUCUGGGUGAGAUGCAUAGCAAAGGACCAUGGGAAGAAUUGGCAAAGGGAAGCCCACAUAGUGUCAUUAAUAUUUUUACCAAAUCAUAUCAGCUAUAUGGAAAAGGAGAGAAAAGUAAAGCUGGUUUUGAAGACAGAUUAGAAAGAGGAACAUCAGCAUCACAGCCUUUGAGUGCCCUCACAACCCCUUUAAGCAGUGUUUCAUAUGAAGAUGAUUUUGUCUCCUCUCCAGGGAGUGGAACUUUGACAGAAAAAAAGUCAACUCUUGAAUCUAAUAUUAUUGGUAGCAAUUUAAGCAUUCAAGAGGGCCAUUCUAGCAGAAAACUUGCCUAUGAUGUUUCUUCUACGGAUGUUACUUCUCAGCACUCAUCAGGAGCCCUGUCUGUUGCAUCAUCUCAUUCAUCUACUUCGAAAGGAAAGAAGGGAAAAAAGGAAAAGAUGGAAUGGUUUGAUUCAUUCACUGGAAAUGUUCAGAACUUACUUGAUGAGGAAAAAGUACAAUCUAGUUCAGAAGGUGGCUCCCAUCAAGGAAAGAAAUCUAGGACCAGUGGUAAACUUUCUGCUAAAGAUUAUGAGCAGAUUUUUGACACUGAAAGCACUUUAGAAGAACUUUCUGGGCAUUCUGUGAGUGGCUCAUCAGACAAGGGAAGAUCUCAGAAAACUCCAACUUCACCUCUAUCCCCAAGUUCUCAGAAAUUGUUACAGUGUGACCUUCCAGGAUCUUCAGUAGAGAGAUCUAAGUCUCCAGUCGUGAUACCUACAACUACAACAGGAUUGAAGUCCACUGCAGCUUUCACUGAUACAAACAAAACAGAGGCGGCUGCAACACCAGGUUCUAAGCGUUUUUCUCCUGCUGGCCUCCAGCAUCGUAUGGCAGCAGAACUCAAUUAUCUGAGUGCUAUUGAGGAGUCUGUGCGACAGCUGUCAGAUGUGGAAAGAGUUAGAGGCAUUUCACUUGCUCAGCAGGAGAGUGUUUCUCUGGCUCAGAUCAUAAAGGCUCAACAGCAACGCCAUGAGAGAGAUUUGGCUCUAUUGAAACUGAAGGCUGAACAAGAAGCUCUAGAGUGUCAGAGACAGUUAGAAGAAACUCGAAAUAAAGCAGCUCAGGUCCAUGCAGAAUCAUUACAGCAGGUGGUUAAAUCACAGAGGGAAGUGACUGAAGUCCUCCAAGAAGCAACUUGUAAAAUAGCAGCUCAGCAAACUGAGACUGCUCGCCUUACCACAGAUGCAGCUCGCCAGAUCUGUGAGAUGGCAGAAUUAACUCGAACUCAUAUCUCAGAUGCCAUCACUUCUUCUGGAGCUCCCCUAGUGACACUGUAUGACCACCAGCGGCACCACCUUCCAGACUUCAUGAAACAGCUUAGAACCAGAGCUGAAUCAGACAGGAUAAGUCAGUCUGUUUCAGUCUCUCAGAGUAAAGGAGGAACCAUUGAUUCAAAACAUCAGAAAUAUUCCCCUUCAUAUGAUAACUAUUCUGAGUCUUCAAGAUACAAGAGUCAUGAUCGAAGAAGUAGUAAUGGUAGCAGCUUUCAAGAAAGUCCUUCAGUUCCAUCUUGUAAGGAAAAUGACAAGAAAUUUCACGGUGAAAAGAUGGAGAGUUCCAUUGAUGAACAUCUUCAGACUGCUGCAGAUGAUUCUUUGCAAAGUGAUAGCAUUCCAUCUCUUCCUGAUGAGAAAGAUUCAACUUCUAUUGCAACAGAAUAUUCUCUGAAAUUUGAUGAAUCCAUGACAGAAGAUGAAAUAGAAGAAAAAUCAUUUCGAUCUUUAUUACCUUCUGAGAGCCAUCGCAGAUUUAACAUGGAAAUGAAAAGAAGCCAUCAUGAUGACUCUGAUGAAGAAGCCUCCCCAGAAAAGACUACACUGUCUUCUGCCAAGGUGUGCUUUUAUUUACCCGUGGAGGAUCUGAGUAUGCCAUUCUCAGGAGGACAAGAUAGCUUUUCUAAGUUUACUAUGGAAAUGGUUCGACAGUAUAUGAAAGAAGAGGAAAUGCGUGCAGCUCACCAGUCUUCACUUUUGCGGCUCCGAGAAAAGGCCUUGAAGGAAAAAACUAAGGCUGAAUUAGCCUGGCUAGAACAUCAAAAAAAACAUCUAAGAGACAAAGGAGAGGAUGAUAAAAUGCCCCCACUCAGGAAGAAACAGCGUGGAUUGCUUUUAAAGUUACAGCAAGAAAAGGCAGAAAUAAAACGUCUUCAAGAAGCCAAUAAGGCAGCUCGUAAGGAAAGACAACUCAUUCUUAAGCAGCAAGAAGAGAUAGAAAGGAUCCGACAGACCACCAUAAAAUUGCAGGAAAAGUUGAAGUCUGCAGGGGAGAAUAAAUUGGACUCUCACAGUGAUGAUAAUGCAAGGGAUAUCAAGGCAGUUAGUCCUGGUCCAACAGAUAUAGAGACCCGCAGUCCUUCUCCCAUUUCAAUCUCCAGCAGUGAAACUAGCAGCAUCAUGCAGAAACUAAAGAAAAUGAGAAGCCGCAUGGAUGAAAAGUUUCUGACAAAGAGAGAGCAAAAACUAAUGCAACGGCGACAACAUGCAGAAGAGCUCUUAGAGUGGAAACGACGUUUAGAUGCAGAAGAAGCAGAAAUUCGUCAAAUGGAAAAACAGGCUUUGGCCGCCUGGGACAAAGAACUAAUAAAACCCAAAACUCCUAAGAAAGAACUGGAAAGCCAGAGAACAGAACAGAAAGACAUAGUGAGUGAAGAGGAAUCUCCAGUACCUUCCUAUUCUCACCGAAACAGUGAAAGCAGUAUUCCAGAAGAGUUAGGCAGCCCUGCUGUUCUGUAUAUACCAUCUGAGGCAGGAGUACAGGAGCAGCCAGGGAGCCCAGAUCGUAGUGUACUUACUGAAGAAAUGGUUUGUUCACAGGAAUUAGAAUCUUCUACCUCUCCUAGUAAACAUUCACCUCCCAAAAGCUGCGCAUCUGUGUCAAAGCAGGACUCCAGCAAGGGAAGUCAUCGGACUGGAGGACAACACCGUCUGACCGCAAAGUCCCAUCAGCACUGUUAUAGUUGGUCAGAUGAGUCAUUGUCUAUGACACAGUCAGAAACUACAUCUGACCAAAGUGACAUUGAAGGUAGAAUCAGAGCUCUGAAGGAUGAGCUGCGGAAAAGAAAAUCAGUUGUGGACCAGUUGAAGAAGGAACAGAAAAAAAGACAAAAGGAAAGACUAAAAGCCCAAGAAGCCAGUCUGCUCAAACAAUUAGAGUCAUAUGAUGAAUUCAUUAAGAAAACUGAAGCUGAGCUUAGCCGAGAUUUGGAAACAUCACCAACAGCCAAACCGCAAAUUAAAACUCUCUCUUCAUCUUCUGAUAAACCUAAGAUCAAGCCUCUUCCACUACACAGAUCUGAAACAGUAAAAAACUGGAAGUCCCUAACUGAAUCAGAACGCUCUAGAGGAUCCUUAGAAUCUAUUGCUGAACAUGUUGGUUCUGACAGAGCAGUAUCAGAAAAGUCUUUGUCUGCAUACGCAAAGAGAAUGAUUGAGUUGGACAAUUUAACAGAGGAACAUUUGCAGACUUCAUAUUCAGUUCAUACAUCAUCAAGGAGUCCCCGAGCAGAAUCUGGAGAUUCUCUAGAAAAUGCACCUUCUCAUCCUUUCCACAAGGAAUUAAGUGUCCCUAGUAGAAUUCUUGGUAUGUCAGAUGCUACAGUUGAAGAAUCUGCUCAAAAAUCAGACAUUCAAGAAGAAUAUACAAAAUUGGAGAAGAGUGAAAUUGAAGAUACCUAUUCUAAACAUUCUGGGAAAUCUGAUGUCCUACUAAAGCUUGAUAUGAAACCAGGAGACUCUUCUAAAAUUCUUUCCAGAAAAGAUCUCUCAGAUUCUGUAAAUGGUCCAAAUGAGUUGGUUAGGAAAGAAGAAAUGUUGAAAGAUAGACAGUCAGAUAAAGAUAAGGAUCAUAGUCAAGACAACCAGUCAGGAAAAGACACUCCUGAACAAAAGAAUGAAAAGGAAAGGAACUCAUCCUUGUCAGAACAUCUCUUUGUUCCUAAAGCAUUGUCAGACUCUGAAGAUUUUGAAGUGUCUUCUUUCAAGAAAGAAAUUUCAGCUGAAUUGUAUAAAGAUGAUCCUGCAGUGUCAGCUUUGUUAUCUCUUAGGAAGGACUCUCAGACUUGCAGAGAUAAGUCAGGGUCAAGUAGGAGCUCUAGAAGCAGAGCCACUGGGUUUGGUAGUGAUGAUGAAAUCAGUGAGUGCUUAAGUGAGAAGAGCCUUUCCAUUCACAGCAAUGUCCAUUCUGAAAGGCUGUUGGAACUCAAGUCUCCUACUGAGCUGAUGAAAAAUAAGAAGCGCAGCGACGUGGAACAUGAACAGGGAGUUACUGCAUCUCUUUCCUUGGCUGCAGUUCAUGUGGCAGAUGAGUUACUUGAUUUCCACAUUGGUGAUAGGGUAUUGAUUGGCAAUGUUCAGCCAGGAACUCUUCGAUUCAAAGGUGAAACUAGUUUUGCUAAAGGAUUUUGGGCUGGAGUGGAGUUAGAUAAACCUGAAGGAAAUAACAAUGGAACAUAUGAUGGCAUUGUGUAUUUUGUGUGUAAAGAGAAGCAUGGUAUUUUUGCUCCUCCUCAAAAAAUAUCUCGAAUUGCUGAAAAUUUUGAUGAGUAUAUAGAAAUAAAUGAAGAUGAAGAUUCUUAUUCAGAAGAACAAUAUCACUUUUAUAAUGAAGAACAAAAAUAUGCUGAAAUUCUAAAGGAUAGUGAAAAAGAUGCAGUUGAGUAUUUUUGUGAGAAAUCUCUACCUGGUAUGUAUGAUGGAGAAGCCUCAGUGGACAGAGAUAGAAGCCUUAAAAUAGAAACGGACAAUGUGCGGGACAUUUCUGGAAUCAUUGAAGCCCAUGUUCACAAACAAUCCUCAGCAGAUUCACUGAGUUCUUUAAAAGAAAACAAAGACCUUGUUUCUAGUGCCAUAGAAAAGGUCUCCAUUGCUGCAGAAGAUGAUACUUUAGACAAUACCUUUUCUGAAGAAUUGAUAAAACCACAGCAACUUACAGAAAAAGAAGAAGAAAAUCUGUAUUCUGAAGUUUUGGAAAAGCCUUCUACCCCACUUCUGGAUCUUUUAACAAGAGAAAAAGAACAACUAGAAUCCCAACUGAGGUCAUCACUGAGUGAGGAAAAAAAGUCAAAGCAACAAACAGAAACAGUCAGCUUACUGACAGACUGUUUACUAAAAGUCUUUGUGAAGGAUACAGUUAGUCAACUACAACAAAUCAAGAAAACUAGGAAUGAGAAAAUCCAACUUAGCAAUCAGGAGUUCCUUGACGAUGAUCAAAACAAAGUACUACCCCAGGACCCAUCUCAAAAUCUUGAGGAACAAUCAUCCAGUAUUCCAAGUUGCUUUUUAAGGUCUGAAUUAGAAGAUGAAAAAGAAGAGAUUUCCUCUCCAGAUAUGUGUACGAGACCUGAAAGCCCAGUGUUUGGUGCCAGUGGGCAGGAAGAGCUUGCUAAAAGACUUGCUGAACUAGAGAUCAGCCGGGAGUUCCUGAACACAUUAGGAGAUGAUCAAGAUUGGUUUGAGGAAGAUUUUGGGUUGAGUUCUUCUCACCGGAUUCAGAAAAAUAAAGCUGAAGAAACAAUUGUACCUCUCAUGGCAGAACCUAAAAGAGCACCCCAAAAGCCAACUGAGACAUUAUUGGCAGUCCCACAUACUUCAGAGGAAGUAGAAAUUCUUGUUCAUAAUGCAGCAGAAGAACUUUGGAAAUGGAAAGAAUUAGGCCGUGACCUUCAUAGCAUCAGUAUUCCUACAAAACUGCUUGGCUGUGCCAGUAAAGGUCUCGAUAUAGAAAGCACUAGUAAAAGAGUCUACAGACAGGCGGUUUUUGAUUUAACAAAAGAGAUUUUUGAGGAAAUAUUUGCUGAGGACCCCAAUUUGAAUCAACCUAUCUGGAUGAAGCCAUGUAGAAUAAACUCUAGUUACUUCCGACGGGUGAAAAAUCCAAAUAACCUUGAUGAAAUCAAGAACUUCAUUGCAACUGAAGUACUCAAAUUGUUCAGUCUUAGAAAGGAGCCAAACCACAAAACAGAUUGGCAGAAAAUGAUGAAAUUUGGAAGAAAGAAAAGGGACCGCGUAGAUCAUAUCCUGGUACAGGAGCUCCAUGAGGAGGAGGCACAGUGGGUGAACUAUGAUGAGGACGAGUUGUGUGUGAAGAUGCAGCUGGCUGAUGGGAUCUUUGAGAACUUGAUCAAAGACACUAUUGAUACUCUGAAUCAGAUCAGUGAAAAACAGGGGAGAAUGCUACUUGUGUGACAUCUUGCAAAUAAACCGAACACUGAGUGCUAAUAUGAGUCCUGGGCCUUUCUGCCUUCUGAUACACACCCCAUCUCCAUGAUAGCAAGAGUACUUCUGGACUUUGUACCUGUUCUUAUGGACUGCUUGUGUGGAAUUCAUGGGACAAUGCAGUAUUUCAACCUUGUCUUUACAGAGUGACCACUGGAUUGUUGGGUGUUCUCAGUGGGCAGGGUAACACUCCUGAUGUUCAUCCUAAACCUCAUGUUACCAUGCUACUAGAUCUCAGGUGAGGGCUGGGAUUACCAGACUUACCUUUGAGCAUAGACAAGGGUAUUGUUUCCUCGAGCAUGAAGUCAGGAGAGGGUAUAUCGAUAAAUUCAUCAUUAACUGUUUGAAAUGUAUUCAUGGUCUCUACCACAAAGUCAUAAAUGGGUAGUAUAGUCUCUAAACAGUAUUAAACCCUAACUACUUCUAAACUAGGCAAAUUCAAGAUUUCUCUGCCUAUUUCCUGUUCCAGAGUUUAGCUCAUUUCUUUUGGAAGCCCAUUUUCUUUAUUAUCACAGUUAAGCAGCACCAAAUGGGCCAUCAAGUAGCCUUGUUUCUGAGCAGAAUGUAAAGAACUGUGACUCUUGGCACUGUGUUCAGUUUUCUCUCUGGGCAUGAGAUCAGAGAAUGCCCGCACUGAGGUUUAGGCUCCAGGACUGCUGCAGGGCUGCCUCCUCUCCCCAUUCUCACCCCUGCUCUUUUCUUACUCGUCCUGAACCUCUACCAGCUGCUCUCAGAAUCACAGAUACUCAGGACCAUCUCAGGCAUCCAGGCAUGGCAAAAGUGGAAAUCAUUCAUUUUGGCCUUCAAACCUUCAACUCCCAUUUCUCCCCAAGAAGUCAGAGAUGCUGUUACUUGAAUGAUUUAGGAAAUGAGUGUGUGCACCAAAGACAAAAAAGACACUGUCUAGAGUUUGUGUGCUUGUUUUGUGCUUGGAACAUUUUUUAAUUUAUUUUCAGGUAAAUUAUUAAAUUGAAAAUGUGUGUCCCUGUUCAGAAGUGAAAAGUUCUUGUAAUAGUUAAACCUCCGUCUUGAAGCUUCUAUGGUUCCUAGUCUUUGCACAGGAAAACAGUGGUUUUAACCAACCCAUACACAUCAAAGAAGUCAGUUCAAUUCAGUGAGUGAAAGAACAUGAGUUUCCAGCAUGACCUGCAGUCGCAAAAGCAGGAGGAAAUGAUAGAAAGACACGAUAAAGUGUACUCCCGCCUCUCUGCAGCAUUGCUUCUCACAACUCUUACCUGUAUCUGAAAAAAAUCUUUAGAAUCCAGCUGCUACAUUAGAGCACAGCAGAUGCCCUCGUGGACCUCAGUACCUGCCUUCCUGACUGGCUUCUCCUCCCAGUCCAGUCCCUCUUCAAGUAAUCCAGAAGAAUGUGGAUAAUCUUAGGCGUGAAUGUAAAUGCCUUAAUCUUGAAGGUCUUGAUUAGAAGCAUGAUAUAAAACAUCCACUGGAUUCAUACUUAUAAAUGUUCUGGAAUGUUAUAGCUUCAAAAUGUUAGAAAAACCCCAAAGAUGGUAAAAUCUUUAAUUGUGCACAUUUGUCCAUUUCUGCAUCUUCCUUCCAAACUUGCCUUUGCGUCUGAAAUGUCUCACUAUGCACACUUCCAUUCUUUACAGCUUCAUCCUGUCAUUAUAAGAAACUUACUGAAAUAAUCAUUGGACUAUUUGCAUUUUGCACAAUGACUGGUGUGAAUAGCUCUUGACAAAUAAGGAAAGCACUGAAAUGUUGUGAUUGAGUCUCGGGAAAUGCUCAGAUUGAUGUGUUACCAGCAUCUCUUCCGAGCCAUUGAUGUUGAGCUAUAGUCUUGUAGCCAUAAUGAGCAAGUUGACUAGAAGAAGCAAAGGUUUCUUGGGGUUAUUAACUAGUAGUGUGGAAAUAUUCUUUUCAUGUGGCCAAGGAAAAGCAAAGAUGUUUCUUUUCAGUUCAUAUUUGAAAGACAGAAAAUAUGUUGUCUACAUCCUUUGGCUGUUUGUAGGAUCACAUUGUCCUUAUGAUUCUGAAACUUUACAGCUGCUAUAAAUUUUUUAUAAAUGAAUAUCAAAAUAGUAUAAUAGGAAUAUAGGUUGUUUUUCUACAUCUUCAUUGUUUGGAACUAAAAUCAGUUUUUAAUAAGAUAGUUUAUCUUUACUGUUUAUAUAACAUUAUGAUUCCAGAAAAGGAAAAUAUACUGAUAGGUGUGGAAUCAGCAAUCUGGUAAGACUUGCUGCUAGAAAUGUGGUGGCAGCAGCCCUAGCCUAUUACAGCUGUCUUUAUCAUUCGAGCAUCCUGGGUUCCAUUGAGAGGCAGGAAUGGAUUAAUUUUAUUCUUCACCAGAAAUUGUUAUCCAUAGUUUGGUAGUGAAAACAAAAACAAAAACCGGUAUUGUAUCUAACAGGUUUCUUAAUAUUUUAAGUAUUUGGAUCUAAUUGAGAUGGAUUUCUAGUGAGGAGUAGGAAUGAUAAAUACUGAAACCUAACCACUCAUUCCCUAUUGGGAUCUUUUGAAUCAAACUCUGCCUCUUAACCAAGAACCUAAAUAUUCCCUCUUUCUAAUCUUUACUCCCUUUUUCCCUAAACCCAUCCUCUUUCAGUCUUUCUUCAUAAUCCUCUAAGAAAAAAGGUCUUUACAUCAGCAGUAAUAUCUUUUAGAAUAGCACUAUCAGAAUUUAGUCGUAAACCAACUUGUAGGCUUCAGAUUUACUUCUGAGUCCAAAAUAAUUUGUGCUAUCCAGGGCAGUUAACUCUGGGUUAAAUAAGUACAGGGUAUAGAUUCCCUUUUCAGGUCUAAACAGGAAUUUUUACUGUAGGGAAAAGUGGGAAGAGCUCAAAAGUAGUUAAUAAGGAAGGUAAUUUGUUUUUCUUUUACCUAAAAGAAAAGAAAAUUCCUUCUGUGACUACAGGUCUCUGAGAAAUUAUCUUUCAAGAGAUUUUAUUGCUCAUAAAGAGUGUUGUGGCCUAUUGAUAAAAACAAUUUUGUUCACUUUCUUGUCUUGAAAAAAAAGUGGCCUUAGCUUUUUGCAAUACUUGAAUAAAGUGUGUACUCGCAAAAGAAUUUCUGUAGCACAGCAUUAGAGACUCAUAACUUUUCUGCAAGAAAUUCAAACUUACAUCUUCCUUUUACUACCUUAAGAAUACUAGUGAAUAAAAUAUUAAUUCAAAGAGCAAGUGGUAGAAACUACAAUGAUGUUUAAUGCAAAUUGUAGGAAUUUACAUGUUUACAAAUCAUCUUAAACUGGUUGUGCAGCAAUUCAAUAAAAUAUCUUUGUAUUUUAAAAAAUGUGAAGAAAAAUGUAAACUGAUGUAAAGGAGGUACUGUCAUUUUAAUUAACCUAUAUUUAAUAGCUUUUCCUUCUGGACUUUGCAAAGCCUUCUUGGUAAACACAUUGCAAAGCAUUACCUGGGAGGCUCAGCCUCCUCGUGUGUACUGUACUGUGCAGACAUGAAAAAUAAACCCGUUUACUGUGUAUGUGUAAAUAGCCUGGCCGGCAGGCCAUUUCCAGCCAAUAGUCACAUCCAGUGCAGCUCUGCACAGGAGACUAAGGGUGUGGUUUGUAAGUAUGAGCUGUAAAAUAACUGGGAUGAAUUCCCAUGUACACCUGUGUAAAUAGAUUUGUUAACUAAAAUGUACUUUAAGAUAAAAAUCUGUAAAUAAAUGAUUUAUAAAUU
Dipodomys spectabilis (banner-tailed kangaroo rat) is the source of this 13285-nucleotide messenger RNA. It is a transcript of the gene Cep350, whose product is annotated as centrosomal protein 350. NCBI's taxonomy places the organism in Eukaryota, Metazoa, Chordata, Mammalia, Rodentia, Heteromyidae. The coding region runs from base 270 to 9614 and encodes 3114 amino acids. Gene Ontology annotation, molecular function: microtubule binding. Gene Ontology annotation, cellular component: centrosome. The transcript is spliced from 39 exons. The record is from RefSeq and is a predicted model, not a curated record. Gene Ontology annotation, biological process: microtubule anchoring.